This is a messenger RNA of Mercurialis annua (annual mercury), 1278 nucleotides long. RefSeq names its product methionine aminopeptidase 1B, chloroplastic. Lineage: Eukaryota; Viridiplantae; Streptophyta; Magnoliopsida; Malpighiales; Euphorbiaceae. Bases 20 to 1120 code for a protein of 366 amino acids. The transcript is spliced from 9 exons. Gene Ontology annotation, molecular function: metalloaminopeptidase activity. Gene Ontology annotation, biological process: proteolysis. The record is from RefSeq and is a predicted model, not a curated record.
CACACACAGAGCUACAAAAAUGGCUGUUUUCACAGCUUCACUGUCUACUCCACCUUCUCUCCAAUUCUCGCACAGUAAAAACUCCUCCUCCUCAUCAGCAUCUCUAUUCAAUGGAGCACCGUUCACCUUCUCCCCUCGAACAAACUGUAAACAAUCAGUCUCUUCAAAAUCAAUGGUUAUCUUCUCCAAGAAGCUUUUCGGCUUACAAGAAGCCAUGCGAAUCAAAAGAGAACGUGAGCUUCUUCAGAGUAACGCCGUUAAGUUUCGGAAACGACCGCCGUUACGGCGCGGAAAAGUAUCGCCUAGACUUCCUGUGCCUGAUCAUAUCCCGAAGCCGUAUUAUGCAGAUUCAAAUAUAUUACCGGAGCUUUCUAAGGAACAUCAGUUUCAUGAUGCUGAAGGUAUUGCUAAAAUGACAGCUGCCUGUCAGCUUGCUGCUCGCGUUCUUAAUGCUGCUGGUAAAUUAGUUAGGCCGUCCGUGACGACCAAUGAGAUUGAUAAAGCUGUGCAUCAGAUGAUAAUUGAUGCCGGUGCUUAUCCUUCGCCGCUUGGUUAUGGUGGAUUUCCGAAGAGUGUUUGUACUUCGGUUAAUGAGUGUAUGUGUCAUGGCAUUCCGGAUUCUCGGCAAUUACAGGAUGGCGAUAUUGUAAACAUCGACGUGACUGUCUAUUUAAAUGGCUAUCAUGGUGACACGUCAAAGACAUUUCUAUGUGGGGAUGUCAGUGAUUCACUCAAGCGUCUUGUACAGGUGACAGAAGAAUGCAUGGAAAAAGGGAUAGUUGUUUGCAAGGAUGGUGCUAGUUUCAAGAAAAUCGGAAAGAGAAUUAGUGAGCAUGCUGAAAAAUAUGGUUACGGUGUUGUGGAGCGUUUUGUUGGGCAUGGUGUAGGGACUGUGUUCCAUUCUGAGCCAAUAAUAGUGCAUAGCAGAAAUGAAAUGCCGGGUACGAUGGUAGAAGGACAAACAUUCACCAUCGAACCAAUUCUUACGAUGGGAAGUAUCGAGUGUGUAACAUGGCCGGACAACUGGACAACUUUGACAGCUGAUAGAAGCCCUGCUGCGCAGUUUGAACAUUCUAUCUUAAUUACCAAAACUGGUGCAGAAAUUUUAACCAAAUGCUAAAGUAGGUAAUGUCAAUCAUUUUAAUUUUGGUCUCCAUAUUUUUUCCACCUAUUAUAUAUAUUUUAUGGUGAAGAGGCAAAUUCAUUUCAUUGGAAAUGGCUUCUUGUAAUGCUUAAGAUUAUUCAAGAUGUGGAAAGCCUACAAUCUUGAUUGCAGAA